Molecule: messenger RNA, 4383 nt
Organism: Symbiodinium sp. CCMP2592
Lineage: Eukaryota; Dinophyceae; Suessiales; Symbiodiniaceae
Source: the annotation of a GenBank genome assembly
AUGGGAGCGGCUGCAUCAGUUGGCCGUGGGAACCGCGAGGAUGCUGCAGCGGCUGCCGCUGCAUUGGCCGGGGUCGCGCGGCAUGUGGCCGGCGCAGCGGUGGAGGAAGAGGAUGAUCUGCAGCAGCAGAGCCAGGCCUUGGCGGACCGGCUCCGAGCUCUUGCCCCGAGCCAGCGCAAGCUCCUGGCUGCAGGUCAGGCGCUGCCGCCUGAGCAGCGUGGCCUCCUCCUGGCAGCCCUGAGGCUGGUGCCAAGCCUGGCUGCGGAGCCGGCCCAGGGCCUGGCCCCUGAUCCGCUGGCAGCUGCACUGCUCCGCAAGGAAAAGUCGGCAACACGCUUGCCAAGCAUCGGCCCACGGGCGGCCGGUACUCUGCCUGCAGCGCUGGCAGCAGUGACGAUGCAAGGCAGUCCCGGCAGGCCUCCAUCCAUCCCAAGCGGCAUCGCAUCGCUUUCCCAGCGGUUAUUUGCGGCCGCCAUGGCGGAAGCAGAAGAUGCUGCCGGGGAUUCCCGAUUCCGUCUGUCGGACAAGGAGCUCCGUUCUCUUGCGGCUCUGUGGGCUCGUGGAGAGGGAUUAGAACUGCGCGUCCACUUGCUGCUUCUUCACGAUGAGCGCUGGGAGCCUUGUCAGGAGCACGUCUAUUUCGAAGUUCAUCAGACGACAUUGCUGCGGCCACGACCAGCCGCCCUUGCAGGGGUUUGCAUGAGACAUCUGCGGGAGCUGCUAGAGCUGAAGAGGAGCUGGCUUGAGACCCCUCUUUACCAAGCGGCUCUGAAGCGCGCCGUGCGGCCCUGCGCGGGACGCUUUCGCCAGGAGGUUCUGGAGCCUUUAUCCCCUGAGCGCCGGGCUUUCGUGGAGCUGCUUCCGCCAUCGCCUCCCGAGGCCUUCGUCAGUCACUGCUGGAGCGAGUCGUUCGAGGACUGCAUCCUGGCUUUGCAGCGCUAUGCAGUGGAGCUCCGGGGAUGGCGUUCCUGGUGCGACUGCAGCUUCUGGCUGGGCCUCCUGUCGCAGCCUUCCGAGGACUUCGAUGCAGACCUUCGCAACCUGAACUUUGGCAUGACGGCCAGCGGACUCGUGGUGGUGGUGUUGGGAGAGGCUGCCAGCUGGCCAACGAGGCUGUGGUGCUUAUACGAGCUUGUGUUGGCCCAGGAUGCCAGCUUGCCGGUGGAGGUCUGCUCUGCUCGAGGCGUCCUCGGGCGGAGGCCUACGGCCAAAGAGUCGAGAGGAUUUGCGCGGAGGCUUUUGGCCACCCUCCCGGACGAUGCGCGAUGUGGAAGGGACGAGGACGGAGAGCAGCUCGCGGCGCAUCUCUCGCCACGAGGUGGCCUUGAGGCCUUGCGGCGGCCGCUGGUUGCCUUGGCCGGACAGCUGCUUUGCCUUGGCGACACCACCUCCCUGGUGCCAGAGCUCUUCGGGGAGUUCCGGUUGCGCCUCAAAGGUGGCCCGCAUCGUGGUACCUGGGCUGAAGCCAUGUCUCGCAUGACCUCGAGGAGCUGCGCUGUCGCCAGUGGGGCGGUGAAGAUCGACGAGAUGGUGGCCUUCCUGCGAACCCCAGGUCAUUGCUUGCUGCUAGAGGGCCGGCCGACCGGUGGCCGGGCUCUGUUGGCCAGGCACUUGCUGGCCAGGCUUGCAGAGGGUGGCGGCACGACGGAUUCACGUCCCUGGCUUCCGGUCCAGGCCAACUGCGCUGUGCUCGGGAGUAUGAUCCGAGACGGCGGUGAAUCGUCGGAUCUGGAUCUCCUCAGCCAGUGGCUGACAGAGGAGCAUGGCAAGUCCCUUCUGGAGGAGCUCGGCCCUCGCUUCGCUGGUGUGGCGCUGCUUCUUGAGGGCCUGGAGCGCGCAGGUCCCUGUGCGGCUGCACUUGCACGCUGGACCAAACGCUGGUUGAGUCAGCCUGGCAUGGCCAAAUCAGUGCUGUUGACCUCCCGGCCCUCACUCCCCGAGCCGCCUCCCGGGGAGAGCGCCGCGGCCGAGGACUCUGCUUCCGACAUCUGGGGUUUGGCCGACGCCACGACAGCCGAGCGCGAGUGGGCACAGGCUGCCGCAGCGAAUCUUCCGGACAGCAGCCGUUUGCUGCAGGUCCAAAUCGAACGCGUGGCGGACAUGCCAUGCUUUCUUCCCUUUGCGAGGCUGCCUUCAUCCCUGGCUGGCAUGGGUCUUGGUGGCGUGGACCAGCAAAGGAUGUUGGAGCAGCCUUUCUCUGCCUCCAUUCUGCUUCGUUUGAAAGACCGGGACGUCUCUCCCUGCGACCUGUCCAAACUGAAUUGCCUCGAAGUCUACAGAUGCUUGGCGGAUGCCAUGUGGCAAAACGCUGGCUGGAAAAGUGAAUCCGCAGACUGCGGAGGUCCGGCAAAGUCGUUUUGCGAAAAUGCCUUGCGGCAGCUGGCGCUGGACAUGUGCUCCCGUAACGAACACAUCGUCCCUGUCAGCAACAUCGCCGACUUACUUGCGACUCCAUUCUUGUGCCGGGUCGGUGGACGUCAUGCCCGUUUUGCACAUGUAACGCUUCAAUCCUAUUUCGCGGCCCUGGAGAUCUUGCGGCGAAUGGACGUGGCUCCACAGGUCCUUGGACAGUCGCAAUGGCCGCAGGUGAAGCUCUUCCUGAAGCGGGGCCUAGAGGCUGCCAUAGCGACAGCUUGCAGGCUGCCAAAUCUUCGCCGCAAGGAGGGUGUGGAGCGGCUGCAGCAGUGCCUGCGCGUGGCUUUAGCCGUGGGCGCCGAUGUCAGCAGCAUCGCGGCGAGCUUGACCCAAGCCUGGGAACAGGUGCAUGCUGCGGCCCAGGAGUCGGAGGCCGGCGAGGUGGCAAAGUUGUGCUUGAGGACCUGGCUGCCGACGAGCUUGGAGGCCUGCCUGCAGAGGAGCCUCUUUGCCGGAGGCCCUUUGCCCUUGCAGGGCCUGCUGUGCUCCACCCUGGCUCUGGUCGGUCGGGUACUGCGCGUCGGCGGAGGCCUGCAGCUGUCGGAGCAGCUGCUCCUUGCCGCUCAGUCCAGCGUCGGGCUCGAGCACAAGAAGCAAACGGUGCUUUCAUGGCAACUCGCUGGCGAUUUCUCUGUGGAGCCGACGUUGCAUCAGCUUGCACACGCCACGGCUGCUGGGGUUCCAGGACCCCUGCGGUGGCAGCUGGCCCUGCUUUUGCUAGCUGCCCGUCGACCGGGCGAUGCCGUGGAAGACCUGCGGGCUGCUUUGCAGGUGGCGAAAGCAGCCGCGCUGCCCACGAAGCUCCUGGAGGACCAUAUCUGGGAAGCCUACAUCCGAGCAGCGGGCGGUUGGCCACCGAAUACAGACAAGGUGGAGGCAGCCGGGCAGCUUCUCCAGGAUUAUUUGGCAGGCUUCCCUGCUGACUGGGAGCAGGGGGCUCUAGAGGCUUUGGCGGCACGGGUCUCAGCCUUUGCCAAGCUGGUGCGUAGCUUUCAGUCAGGGAGCCUUGAAGGCUGGCACCACUCCGCGGAACUAGCAGCUGCCUCGGGCUUACCACAAGCUCUGGUGGAAGCGUCUGAGGCUGUCUUCUUUACAAGGCGAGUGGCCGCAGGACGGUAUCAUUCAGUCUUGCUCCGGAGGAGUGGUGGCGCGGUGGCCUUCGGACUCAACGCCGCAGGGGAGUCUCUGCUUCCACGUUUGCCAGCCGGUAUUCGUUACAUUGCAGUUGCGGCAGGCGCCCAGCACACACUGCUGCUGCGGAGUGAUGGCCGUGUUGGGUCCUGUGGGUUGAACCUUGAUGGCCAGAGAAGCCUCACAGGGCUGGAAGGCCGCGUCAUAAUCUCAGUCGCUGCUGGAGGCUUUCACAGCGUGCUCUUGGACUCAGAUGGUUCCUGUGAAGCUGUCGGCUGCAAUGAUCACGGCCAAUGUCAAGUGGCUUCUCGCUUGUCGGGACGCCGCUGCAUUUCAAUUGCUGCUGGUGCCCAGCACACCAUUUGCAUCUUGGAGGAUGGCAAUGCCGUUGCUGUCGGCCUGGAUGACAGUGGGCAGUGUAGCAUCCCAGGAAUUUCCCAGGUUCCUGCGCCAGGCAAGCGCGUGAGCUGGCUCCGUUACACGUCCGCUGCUGGAGGGGGCAAGCACACCGUCCUCCUGCGUAACGACGGUGAAGCAGCUGCCUUGGGAUGGAAUGCCUUUGGUCAGUGCAGUGUGCCGCCACUGCCCCACCAUGCCCGAUACACCUCUGUCAGCGCCGGGGACCGUCAUACGGUGCUUAUCCGCAACGACGGGGAGGCGGUGGCCACUGGAGACAACAGCUGUGGCCAGUGUCAGAUACCUCCACUGCCAUUGGGUAUGCGCUACAUGGCGGCAGCUGCUGGCAGCACUCACACGCUGCUUUUGCGAAGCGAUGGUCGGGUGCUUGCCUGCGGCAGCAACAGCGACGGCCAGUGUGAUGUGCCUGCUGAUGUCUAG